This is a messenger RNA of Cannabis sativa, 489 nucleotides long. RefSeq lists its product as uncharacterized. NCBI's taxonomy places the organism in Eukaryota, Viridiplantae, Streptophyta, Magnoliopsida, Rosales, Cannabaceae. The coding region runs from base 1 to 489 and encodes 162 amino acids. The record is from RefSeq and is a predicted model, not a curated record. The transcript has a single exon.
AUGAGAAAGAAAAAACUUGCUGAUCCAACAUUGUACAUGAAGAUUGUUGAAAAACUUCAGUACCUAACAAUCACAAGACCAGAUAAUUCCUACUCAGUGAAUAAGCUGAGUCAUUUUCUAUCCACACCUCGAGUCACACAUUUGCAUGUUGCUCAAAGGGUUCUACAAUAUGUCAAGAGUUGCCCUGGAAAAGGAAUCUUUUUUGCUACAAAUACAGAAGUCAAAUUACAUGCCUACACUGACUCAGAUUGGGCAGCCUGCCCAGAUACAAGGAAAUCAACCACUGGUUUCCGUAUUUUUGUUGGAUCAUCCAUCAUCUCAUGGGAGAACAAGAAGCAACACACUAUUUCAAGGUCUUCUGCAGAAGCAAAAUACAGAGCAAUGGCUAACACCACUUGUGAAGUGGUUUGGCUUCUUUCUGUUUUGAAGGAAUUGAAGGUUGAACAUGAAAGGCCUGCAGUAUUAUAUUGUGAUAACAAAUCUGCCUAG